This is a messenger RNA of Striga hermonthica, 1776 nucleotides long. NCBI's taxonomy places the organism in Eukaryota, Viridiplantae, Streptophyta, Magnoliopsida, Lamiales, Orobanchaceae. The record is from the annotation of a GenBank genome assembly.
AUGGAUCUCCUCCAAUCAUACAGAGACUCCGACAUGGACCACGACGUCGCUUCGCCCCAUCCAUCCGCAACGUCGGACCCGGACCCGGACCCUUCGCCGGAUUCGUCCCCAAUCCGGAUCUCCCUACCCACCAGAUCCGCCGCCCCGAAAGUCGACGACACCAUGCUCUCCCUCACCGUCGCCGGAAAGGCCCUGUCGGAAGCCCACAAGCCAAUUGAUCCGACCCAGCGCCUCGUCUCCUUCAAUCCCACCUACGACCAGCUGUGGACGCCCAUCGUGGGCCCCUCUCAUCCCUAUUCCAAGGACGGUCUCGCUCAAGGCCUCCGCAACCACAAACUAGGGUUCGUGGAGAACGCCAAUAUAGGGUCCUUCGUGUUCGACGAGCAGUACAACACAUUUUACAAAUUCGGUUACGCAGCGGAUCCUUCAGAGAAUAAUUAUGUUGGAGAUGUGGAAGGGUUUAAGAAAAAUGAUGGGAUUUCGGUGUACAACAUACCGCAGCACGAGCAGAAGAAGAGGAAACUGGAGAAGAAGAAGGAGAUGCUUGAGGAGAAUGAGGGAGUAGAUCAGGUGGAUAGAGGCGAGUUGGAGAAUCCUGCAACCGACUCGUGGCUGAUGAAGAACAGGAAAAGCCCGUGGGCCGGGAAGAAGGAAUGGGUGCAAGGUGAGUUAACUGAGGAGCAGAAGAAGUAUGCCGAGGAGCAUGCAAAGAAGAAGGGAGAGAAGGAAGGAGCAGAGAGGGAGAAAGGGGAGGCUCAUCUCGACAAGACUACAUUUCACGGGAAAGAGGAGAAGGAUUAUCAAGGGAGGUCGUGGAUUGCGCCACCUAAGGAUGCUAAAGCGAGUAACGAUCAUUGUUACAUACCCAAAAGAUUGGUGCACACUUGGAGUGGGCACACAAAAGGUGUUUCGGCUAUUAAGUUUUUCCCCAAGCAUGGCCAUUUGAUACUGUCUGCUGGAAUGGAUACAAAGGUGAAAAUCUGGGACGUGUAUAAUUCCGGUAAGUGUAUGAGAACUUACAUGGGCCACUCGAAGGCCGUGCGUGAUAUAUGGUUUAGCAAUGACGGGACGAAAUUUUUGAGUGCUGGAUACGAUAAGAAUAUUAAAUAUUGGGAUACAGAGACGGGGCAAGUGAUAUCAACUUUCUCGACUGGAAAGAUCCCUUAUGUAGUGAGGCUUAAUCCAGAUGAAGAUAAACAAAAUGUUUUGUUAGCAGGAACAAGUGAUAAGAAGAUUGUGCAGUGGGAUAUUAAUACAGGGCAGAUUACACAGGAGUAUGAUCAGCAUUUAGGAGCGGUUAAUACAAUUACUUUUGUGGAUAACAACAGGAGGUUUGUUACAUCAAGUGAUGAUAAGUCACUGCGUGUGUGGGAGUUUGGGAUUCCGGUGGUUAUAAAGUAUAUUAGUGAACCCCAUAUGCAUUCAAUGCCUGCAAUCUCUAUGCACCCGAAUUCACAUUGGCUUGCCUGUCAGAGUUUGGAUAAUCAGAUACUUAUUUACAGCACCAGAGAGAGAUUCCAGCUCAACAAGAAGAAGAGGUUUGCUGGGCAUAUCAUAGCAGGGUAUGCUUGCCAGGUUAACUUUUCCCCUGAUGGUCGGUUUGUAAUGUCGGGGGAUGGUGAGGGGAGGUGUUGGUUUUGGGAUUGGAAGAGUUGCAAAGUGUUUAGGACUCUCAAGUGUCAUGAGGGAGUUUGUAUUGGUUGUGAAUGGCACCCGUUGGAACAAAGCAAAGUCGCUACCUGUGGAUGGGAUGGCUUAAUCAAGUACUGGGAUUAA